AGAUAGUCGCCUGUGGUUUGCUACCGAUGGUAUGCGCCGGAAUGGAUCCGAGGAGCGGCGAUUGGGGUCUCGAUUUCAUCCCCUUGGUUUGCGCGUCCGGCCGGGCUAGCCUAGGUCAUGCCGCCGCGAUGCUGGCGUUAGGGAGGGAUUUAGGGAUGGCGCGUUUGGUUUCAUAUCUUGGGGUUCCCUUCUUGUUACACCCAUUCCUUUGCUCCGUCAAGUUUGUUUACGCUCUUGAGGAUCUCUCCUCUCUUUUUCUAUCUAGUAUUAUAUAGUUCAGAGCUUAACUACGAACAUACAUGGUCUCGAGCGGGUUGCAAAAUACUAAUUACCUGAAGAAAAAUGAAAACGAUGCUAUUGUACCAAAUGUGCUGCAUUACACUUUAUAUGUAUCUGCCGGACUAUAUGGCUUUUUAAUUUGAAUCCAAAAUUAUUCCCAGUCACCAGUCGUGCUACAUGAUGAAUUGCUUUUAUUUUCCUGAUGCUGCAAUAGAUAUGGAAUCCCGCCCGCUGUAUUCCAAGAUCUUUAAGCUGAUUUGUAUCAAAGGAGUCUAACGUUGCCAACACCGAAGAGUUGGUUGUCGUGUCUUCAAGCUGAUGAACAAUGCCGCCCCAUAAGAUUGAGACUGGGCAUCAAGAUGUGGUGCAUGAUAUCGCCAUGGAUUACUAUGGGAAGCGUCUUGCUACAGCCUCCUCUGACAACACGAUAAAGAUCAUUGGCGUAAGUGGCACGUCGCAUCAGCAGCUAGCAACUUUGAGUGGACACCAGGGCCCAGUUUGGCAAGUUGCAUGGGCACAUCCUAAGUUUGGUUCCAUGCUUGCAUCCUGCAGCUAUGAUGGCCGGGUUAUCAUCUGGAAAGAAGGGAGCAAGCCCGACGAAUGGGCACAGCUACACACCUUUGUUGAGCACAAGUCGUCAGUGAAUUCCAUUGCAUGGGCGCCUCAUGAGCUGGGUCUCAGCUUGGCAUGUGGUUCAUCUGAUGGGAACAUUUCAGUCUUCACUGCUCGUUCUGAUGGAGGUUGGGACACGACACGCAUUGAUCAGGGGCAUCCAGUAGGAGUGACCUCAGUCUCUUGGGCUCCGGCGAUGGCACCCGGUGCUCUAAUCAGUGCAGGACCUUCUGGCCAAUAUGAAUAUGUUCAGAAACUCACGUCUGGUGGCUGCGACAACACGGUCAAGGUGUGGAAGCUCACCAACGGAAGCUGGAGGAUGGAUUGUUUCCCUGCACUGCAAAUGCACAAGGACUGGGUGAGAGAUUUUGCGUGGGCGCCAAAUCUUGGCCUCCCAAAGUCCACCAUCGCCAGCGCCUCUCAGGAUGGAACGGUGGUUAUCUGGACAUCAGCGAAAGAAGGUGAGCAGUGGGAAGGUCGGGUCCUGUAUGAUUUCAGAACCCCUGUGUGGAGGCUGUCGUGGUCGCUGACAGGGAAUAUACUGGCUGUGUCUGAUGGCAACAACAAUGUGACCCUGUGGAAGGAAGCUGUGGAUGGUGAAUGGCAGCAAGUUACUACUGUUGAGCCAUAGAUUUCUGGAGCUCUUCUCUCAUAUAUUAUUGCAAUAAUGUAGUUUUCCUGUAAUCUGAGUCUAUGGCACAGUAGCAGUUAGCAAGGCACAGACGUGGUGUGGGAGAUGGUUUUGGCUCGGACCAAAGUGAUAAAUUGAGUUCUUAU
Panicum virgatum (switchgrass) is the source of this 1668-nucleotide messenger RNA. RefSeq names its product protein transport protein SEC13 homolog B-like. Gene Ontology annotation, molecular function: protein binding; structural molecule activity. The transcript has 2 exons. Bases 605 to 1522 code for a protein of 305 amino acids. Gene Ontology annotation, cellular component: COPII vesicle coat; nuclear pore outer ring. NCBI's taxonomy places the organism in Eukaryota, Viridiplantae, Streptophyta, Magnoliopsida, Poales, Poaceae. Gene Ontology annotation, biological process: COPII-coated vesicle budding; protein import into nucleus. The record is from RefSeq and is a predicted model, not a curated record.